UCCUCUUGUCGUAGUUUCUGGAUGAAGAUGCUGAAAAUGUGUCUGUUUUCAUUUCAGAUCCAACAGAAAGUCUGUUGAAAGAAAGCAAAGGAACCUCCUGGGCUCCGAUAAAUACAGGAGUUCAAAAAGGGAGUGGGCAGAUUCAGCUCUGGCAGUUCCUGCUGGAGCUCCUCUCUGACAGCACCAACAUGUCAUGCAUCGCGUGGGAGGGCACCAACGGAGAGUUCAAGCUCAUCGACCCUGAUGAGGUGGCCCGGCGCUGGGGGGAGCGCAAAAGCAAACCCAACAUGAACUACGACAAGCUGAGCCGGGCGCUGCGCUACUACUACGACAAAAACAUCAUGACCAAAGUCCACGGCAAAAGAUACGCCUACAAGUUUGAUUUCCACGGCUUGGCGCAGGUGUGCCAGCCGUCCACCACCGAGCAGGCCAUCUACAAAUUUCAGGGCAACUUCUCCCCGAUCCCCUUCUCCGGGAUUUCCAAACUGAACCUCGUGGCUCCUGGCGUGGGGCCUUCGGGGUUCUCCUACUGGGCUGGCUCCACACCAGCGGCUCUGUACCACAGCCACAACCUCCAGCCUCCGGGGCCGUUUGGCACCGUGUCCCCGUCCCACAUCGGCUGCGUCAACAACAUCAGCAGUCUGAGCACCAUCAACAACCACUACAACUGACUCUCGAUGCGUAUUUUAGACACACCGGGAAACCGACACACUGCAGUGAGGGAGGACAGACAAACAGCACAAACACGCUGACUUUGGUGUUUGGCGGGGAAAAUAUGAUUUAGGCUCAAAGUGGUUCAAAAUUAGAUGUUUUUAAAAUGUCAAGUCAGGCUUUUUAAGCGGCGCAAAGUUGUGUUUAAACUCAAGAUUAUGACUAAUGACACCGGACGUCUUCUUGCAUGCAAGUAAGGCACGAAAACGUAGAAAUUAAAUAUUUAAUUUAAUUUAAUUUAAUCCUUGUGGAGAAGCGAUUACGAUCAGAUUACGCACAGUGCUUUGAACCUGAGCGCUUAAUUUGAUCCAUAAAUAUUCCAAAUAUGAAAUGUCCUUAUUUAGGCCACUAUCAGUGAGACGUAAUCGGAAACCAAAUAAAGGUUUACACGAUGCUUGUUUUUGAAACAACAAACAAAUAGUGUACAUAUAUUUAAAAACGUUGAAUAAAUAAUAAAUUAUCUUUCAGAUCCAUUUCCUAUCAGACCUCGGCUCCCUCGCUCUCCCAGCCCUUUCCCUGAGUUCAGUGUUUGUUUUCACAUCUUCAGGUGGAUUUGCACCGACGUGGGCGCGAGCUGCCAAACUACCAUCGGACUAGUGGCGCCAUCUUGUGGUUAUGGAUGAAAACAGGCUUGUUGGACUGGAAUGAGACUCGCUUGAAUCAUGCUGUCACGUCGAUCACCGUUUGGUUAUAAAUCAGAUCAGACGUAAUGAAACUCUUUGUAGGAAAAACAAACCUCACGCAAUAAAAAAUGAAAGCAGCGCACAGACACGGGGAACAGGAACUUUGUGUGAAAUAGGCUGAGUAGAAACCGAAACUGUGAAUUCCCAAACUGCUCUGUAAAUACUGUAGAGUAGAGACCGGCUCAGACUAUAGAAGCUCUUCAGUGAUUUUAAAGUGAAUUCAUUCACACUGUGACUAAAACAA
Maylandia zebra (zebra mbuna) is the source of this 1638-nucleotide messenger RNA. RefSeq names its product FEV transcription factor, ETS family member (gene fev). Lineage: Eukaryota; Metazoa; Chordata; Actinopteri; Cichliformes; Cichlidae. Gene Ontology annotation, cellular component: nucleus. Gene Ontology annotation, molecular function: sequence-specific DNA binding; DNA-binding transcription factor activity, RNA polymerase II-specific. Gene Ontology annotation, biological process: regulation of transcription by RNA polymerase II; cell differentiation. The record is from RefSeq and is a predicted model, not a curated record.